AUGGAAGCCUCACCAGAUACGGAGCUGGUCAAGCUUCUACACUGCGAUCUGUAUCGCAAGAUACACAGACAUUUGUUAUACAUAUGGAAUUUCUGGGAUAGCCUGAGUCCAGCCCAACGCACCAUGUACGUCAGACGAGGAGCACACGACAACGAGGUUCCCGAGUCUUUGGAAGGCGCUCUAGAGUCAUGGAGACGUGAUUUCAGACUCGUACCCGAGUGGAAUAUCAAGGAAAUCGUUAAUCCAGAUUCUCCAUAUUUCUAUAUCCGCCUCAGACUUAGAGCCGAACGGCCUUUACCUUGGCAGGUACAGUUCGGGCACUCCGUGGUAACAGGCGACUGGGGACGAAAUGGAGACCAUGCCUUCAUCUCGACCUUGAUAAACGAGAAAACAAUACGCCAUGUCGAGUCUUCCACAAACUCGUGGACCUUCUUAGACCCAGAGAGGUAUGGCAAGUCUGUUAAAGUCGAGGUCAAGGACAUGGAAAAAUUCCUCACUGACAACAAAAAACUUAUCGAUGCUGGACUCUGCGUCCCGUUGUCUACGGGCCAACUCAUUAUCAGAAGACAAGCUCUCCAUCUACUGUGCUGCAACGUUCUAGUAGAUGAUCUUUUGCAAAAGAUAGGAUGGAACCAGCCGAUCACAAGCGGCUUAGACACCGAUACUAUAGCCCUCAUCGGUACAAAUCCCGCUGUGCUGGAACGUUAUAUCGACUACUGGUACCUUAGCCGACCCGAAAAAGUCGCUGACGAGAAAGGUCGUAAGCCACCCCUUUACAACGAUAAAUACAUAAGUGUUUCAUUCUUUGAUGCAAUCCACGACGCUGUCAAACACACCACAAUCUGGAAUUAUUUGUCUGAAAUAUUAGUCCUAUUCUACACAAAAUAUACAGGCGACGCUCAAAGCACAAUCAUUCUACAAGAGAUUGCCAGUGUUUGUGACCUCGAAUUCAAUCGUACCCAGACGAUACUGAAACGGCAAAUGUCAACAACAAAGAAUGGUCAUCGAUUUUUCAAGCGGAUUGCAAAUACGUAUGACAAUGGAAACGCACGUAUCGUCUUGAAAGGCAGACCACAAACUCUCGCAUCCCAUGACAAGCAGCUUCGCUAUAUAUUAUGCCUUUGCCAGCCUCGUAUGACCGCUUGGGAUGCUGUUGAAUGGUUGUCAAAGCUAGACGAGCUGUAUGAAGCGGUCCCCUCAAAAAGGCUCGAGUUGGACAUUAGGGUGAUUGACGCUCUUAGCGAUCUAGCGAAUAUUGUCGGCUUUACUAAAAUGCUCUCACGAGCCUUUCAUAUGCCUAGACAUAGCGGUAAAGAGAAUCAGCGGUUUGUCAACGGGGUGACAGAGCUUGAAAAGGAGCUCAGUCAACUUAAAUCCGAGAUCGACCUUUCCGGGCUUGCUAGUUCUUUCACUAUACCUCUCCAAGCGGAAGUGGCUAGUGCUGCUCUAAACGAGUUCAAUGAAUUUGUCAUUGAUAAAACUGGCACCACGAUUGGUUUUCUCUACUGUGACAUGAUGUUGGACUGUGCAGGCAGCGUUGAGAAGGAAGUACUGUCAGUCCAAGGAGAUGAUGCGCAAACGACGGACAAAGAGCCCAAUGGUAAAGGAGUUUUAUCUCAGCCAGAAUACUCAAACGAUCCCAAGGUUCGUGUUCAGGAGAGGCGAUGGAGAGAGAAAACCAGGGACAGGGAGGCGUACAAGCGCAACUUCAUGUAUGAAUGCCCCCCGGCUGAGUUAUCAGCAGCCUAUACCGCGGAGAAUCCUCCGCCGUUGCCCCCGAAGCCUUUCCGAGUCCAGCCGAGUACGGUCGAAGUUUUUUCGAUGAUAUUUAACAGCGAGGAGGCAACAAGCCGGCCUAUCUUGUAGGAAAGAUUUGAGGAAGCUUUGGUUGAUCUGCGGUUCUUUACUGGUCGCUCGUUUGGCUCCGUCGUGCGCCUCGAGCCUCCGCAGGGAUCAGAAAAUGUGGAUUCAUCCUUUGUUUACAAGCACUACCAGUGGCGCAUCGAGCGUUAGUUACUGCCCGUCUAUGCUCGCCAAUUUAGAAGGAUCUAUGGAUGGACAAAGGAGACGUUUCAGGUGGCGGCCAUGAAGCGGACAUGAGGAGUCUUGUCUUUCCUUUGUCUUCAUUUUAGUGAAGCGGAUUAUAAGUAUUAUAAACCUGGACUUAUAAAGUCAUAGUUGUAUUAAGCGUUGAGGGUAUGGCACAACCCAUGUACUAUUUUUAUAUAGCGAAGAAUAAGCGAAC
This is a messenger RNA of Xylaria bambusicola, 2245 nucleotides long. RefSeq lists its product as uncharacterized. The record is from RefSeq and is a predicted model, not a curated record. The coding region runs from base 1 to 1866 and encodes 621 amino acids. NCBI's taxonomy places the organism in Eukaryota, Fungi, Ascomycota, Sordariomycetes, Xylariales, Xylariaceae. The transcript is spliced from 2 exons.